AUGAACAGCUUUAUGAUUGUUUAUAUAUUUCUGUAUCACCUGGCUAAUAACUCCACUAACAGCACUGAGGCUGUGGAGAUCAUAGGCUUCCCUCAUCAUCUGUACCACCAGGCCUCCAAAGCUUCAGCGAAGGAUAAAGUAGCGUUCAUGGUCCAGAUUCUGGAGGGGGUGUUGUCCCUGUUUGAGGAGGACCACAGCUCUUCAUCUUGGGAGGAGACCACAGAGGAGAACUUUCUCAGCGUCAUCAACCAACAGGCUGAAGAGCUCCACUCCUGCAUUGGAGGUCAAGGCCACACGAAGAUGAAUGUGAAGCUGCAGAAGUAUUUCAAGAGACUGUCAGAUGAAAUGCUGAAGAAAAGCUCUUCUGAUCAGAGUAGACAAUCUCCCAUCUUUACUCACCAGAAACUGACAUCUGGACCCUGAUCUACCUCUCACAUAAAAGCUAAUUUUUUUAUUUAUUGUUUUCAUGUUUUUUAUCCAAAUAUUUUAUUAGGUUUUAUUUAUUGAAAGAUUGUUACACAUUUCUUACUGCUUAUAAUUAUUUACAUAUUUACUGAACUAUUGUUUCAGCUUUUAUUGUACGGAUGAUUCAAAUGAAAAAUAUUCUUAAAACAUUUUCAAAAAAUGUAAAGAUCUUUAUCACAUUUUACAAUAAAGGAAAUAAUUUGCAUGAUGAAAAUGUUAGUCUUACAUUUUUUAUUUGUUUUAUUUGUUUUAUUUGUCAUAUGCAAGUUAGCACAGGGUCAACAUUGCAAUGAAAUGUGGUUGACGAGCAGCGGUCUCUCAGCAGCAUAAUACAAUAGAAAAAAGAAGAAGGUAUAAUACAGUGAAAGCAAAAUAUUAGAGAGUCAUGCUAAAAGUAAAAGCUUACUAAAUAGAUAAGUAAGUAUAGAUGACUAAAUAUAAAUAUAUCUUAAAAAAAGUGAGUAGUUACUUUAAAAUGAAGUAACCAGUGCAGAUUAAAUUUUACUUGUGGAGCUGCAGGGUAACAUCUGUAUCCUGUGUUGUGUGUGUUUAAGUGUGUGUUU
Messenger RNA from Nothobranchius furzeri (turquoise killifish), 1028 nucleotides. RefSeq names its product interferon a3. Gene Ontology annotation, cellular component: extracellular region. Gene Ontology annotation, molecular function: cytokine receptor binding. Gene Ontology annotation, biological process: response to exogenous dsRNA; defense response. The record is from RefSeq and is a predicted model, not a curated record. NCBI's taxonomy places the organism in Eukaryota, Metazoa, Chordata, Actinopteri, Cyprinodontiformes, Nothobranchiidae.